GGGCCGCCAUGACCAGAUCUAUUGAGAUACUUGUUGCAUUCUUCGAAUAUUAUGCACAGAGAGCGCAACUCGAGACCACUUCAACAAGCUCCCCGCAAGCGAAAUCCCCAGCUGGGAGCAGCGCUGGAGCUGCUGCAGGCGCGUCUACUGCUGCCGGAGAACGGACCCCAACUGCGCAAAAUAAACAGCUGCAAAAUGUCAAGGGACAAGAACAUCCACCGCAUCCUUCCGUAGAAGAGAACCGGUCCAUUUCGCUGGUGGACAUGUACAUUGACAAUUCUGAACCCUCGGAGAACGUCGGCCAGAUCCACUUCAGCUUGGAGUACGACUUCCAGAAUACUACCCUCAUCUUGAGGAUCAUACAGGGGAAGGAACUGCCCGCCAAAGAUCUUAGUGGUACCUCCGAUCCGUACGUGCGGGUAACCCUGCUGCCAGAUAAGAAACACCGACUGGAGACCAAGAUCAAGAGGCGCACGCUGAACCCCAGGUGGAAUGAAACCUUCUACUUCGAAGGUUUCCCGAUACAGAAGCUGCAGAGUCGGGUUCUCCAUCUGCACGUAUUCGAUUACGACCGGUUCUCAAGAGACGACUCUAUUGGUGAAGUAUUUCUCCCCUUGUGCCAGGUGGACUUAAGCGAAAAGCCAUCGUUCUGGAAGGCCCUGAAACCACCGGCGAAGGAUAAAUGCGGGGAGCUGCUGACGUCACUCUGCUACCACCCCAGCAACAGCGUUCUCACCCUCACCCUGCUGAAGGCAAGGAACCUCAAAGCCAAAGACAUUAAUGGAAAAUCAGAUCCUUACGUAAAAGUAUGGCUGCAGUUCGGAGACAAACGCAUCGAGAAACGCAAGACAGCUAUCUUCAAAUGCACACUGAAUCCCGUGUUCAACGAUUCGUUCUCGUUCAACGUACCCUGGGAGAAGAUCAGGGAGUGUUCCUUGGAUGUGCAGGUCAUGGACUUCGACAAUAUUGGUCGGAACGAGCUGAUUGGCAGAAUAUUGUUGGCCGGAAAAAAUGGUUCCGGCGCAACUGAAACGAAACACUGGCAGGACAUGAUAACAAAGCCGCGACAGACCAUAGUUCAAUGGCAUCGCCUCAAGCCCGAAUAAAUAAUUAUUGUUAUUUAAAAAAAAGUAAAGAAAAUUUUAACAAAAAAAGUUAAUACAAAAACGUCAUAAGACUGAGCGGUUAACAAAAAUAUUAAAGUACAGAAAAAAAUGAGAAUCUCUACUCUGUCUUCACUGGACUUUGACGAUAUA
This is a messenger RNA of Achroia grisella, 1256 nucleotides long. RefSeq names its product synaptotagmin-7 (gene Syt7). The record is from RefSeq and is a predicted model, not a curated record. Gene Ontology annotation, cellular component: membrane; synapse; axon. The coding region runs from base 9 to 1106 and encodes 365 amino acids. Gene Ontology annotation, molecular function: clathrin binding; calcium ion binding; calcium-dependent phospholipid binding. Lineage: Eukaryota; Metazoa; Arthropoda; Insecta; Lepidoptera; Pyralidae. The transcript has 10 exons. Gene Ontology annotation, biological process: vesicle fusion; cellular response to calcium ion; regulation of dopamine secretion.